Molecule: messenger RNA, 519 nt
Organism: Trichoderma gamsii
Lineage: Eukaryota; Fungi; Ascomycota; Sordariomycetes; Hypocreales; Hypocreaceae
Exons: 1
Coding region: 1-519 (172 amino acids)
Source: RefSeq, a predicted model, not a curated record
AUGCCUGCAAAAACAUCCCUCCAGCCACGCGGUCUUAACCAUCAUGCCUAUGCUACUCUAAAUAUGGACGAGACACACCACUUUUGGACUGAAGUCAUGGGCUGCAAGUUUCUGGGCGCAUAUGCCUUUCCAGAAUCUGGCCACGAUAAACCGAUUCCUGACAGCUACGUCCAUAGUCUCUAUGGCAUGUCUGACGGUUCCGCUUUGGCCUUUUUUGAACUAGGUCAUGGUUUUGAGAAGAAAGACGAUGGGAUCCCCAAAUACACAAAACAUCUUGCUCUAAGUUGCGAUAGCAAGGAGCAGGUGAAACAGUGGCAUGAAAAUUUCACUGCGCACGGCCUCGAUGUUAUAGGAGAAAUUGACCACGAGGGAAUGUGGCUUUCUAUUUAUGUGACUGACCCUUCCGGCCUCGUCAUCGAAAUUACGCAUCAAUCGCACACGUUCGACGAUAACGAUGCCGCAGAGGGCUUAGAGGUUUUGAGGCAGUGGCGGAAGGACAAAAUCGCUUCAAAGGAGUGA